Molecule: messenger RNA, 750 nt
Organism: Cladocopium goreaui
Lineage: Eukaryota; Dinophyceae; Suessiales; Symbiodiniaceae
Source: the annotation of a GenBank genome assembly
CCAUAGGCGUUCGCCAGGGGAGCUGCCCUUGGCAGGAGAAAAGUUGAAUUGGUGGACAUCUUGACAUGGGGUUGUCUCAAAAUGUUUGUCCCCAGACUACCAUUGGGACCAUGGUUCAUCAUCCUUAUUCCAAUGGAAAUACGCACGUUGGGGAAUUUUAGAGACAAUCCCUCGAGUUGCGGCACGGCUUUGUCAAUCGAUUGACCUGCAAAAAAACACUGCUGAGUCUCAACACUCGACAGGUAAACAAAAAGAAGUGCGAGGCAUGUUCGGCAGAAGAAGUGUGCUUUAGACCUUUUGGGAGGCCACGGGGUUCCAAUAUCCCAUCAAUGGCUUUCCUUGCCAGUCUUGAAUUUAGUGCCUGCGACUCAGCUGUCUAGUCCAGUGCAAUGUAUAGGCAACACUUGAAAAAUCAUGAAAAAACCAGAGUUUGUGGGGAACUAGCCUAUGAUCAUGUUGCAGUCGUGUUGCCGAAGCUGCCAGAUAAGAACUAUUCUGCUAAAGAUCAGCGUGCCCGUUGGGUUUGUUUCCACAUUCCAAAUCUAUGGGCAAAGAAAGGUGGAACUUGCAACCCAACUGCAGAUAUCAGCAGCCUGCGGCACGCAGCACACUUCCGUGUGUGCAGAAGGCGUUCUCGUGAUUUUUGUUCUCACGCCAAAAUUCAAAAAAUUAUGCACAAGCUCACAGCCGCGUCAUCUAUGGAGCAAUGAACCUGCCACUGACAGAGCGAAAAGUGGAGAUAUGAGAAAA